GACCCAUGCUAAGGUAGAAGGAUGUACCAGUUUCUUUCAGCUGAAUUGUGACCCGUGUGAAUAGACCGUCACAAGGGGAGAACUGUUUUGGGCUGUCGUUUCUUCGGCUCUGCGGCUUGGCUGCUCGCGUUCUCCCCUGAACUGGCUGUGGUCCACUCUGUUGCGUGGCAGCUGAGCUAUCUCUUGAAUAUUUGCUGGAGGGACUUUGGAAGCAAAGCAGCGACGCGAGUCAGCGACUUAGCAGCAUGAGCACGCCGCUACGCCAAAUGCAGCCGAGCGCCGGCAAGGUUUCCUCUUCUCCUGGAAAGGCGCCAUCAGCUUCGGCCCGCCUAUCACCGUGCUGCGCCGCGCGGACGUCGCCGGUGCCCGCGCGCUCCCGGAGUGCCCGCCGCAGUCUGCAGGUCAACGCGUUCCUUACGCAACAAAACCCCUUCAUCCGGGUUGGCUUUGGGUCAGGUGGCAGCAGCAAGGACGUAGUCAGCAACCGGCUACAAGAGCUCCGCAACCGCUCAGAUGAAGCCGACCGGGAGUUUCUGCGUGAGCGCGGGGAGGCCGGCGACCAGCGGGGAAGUGAGGAGGAGGCGGGGCCACGGCCAGAGGGCGUUGACGGCGAGGACGGCCAGUCAGGAGCAAUGGCGCUGGCCGGCGGAGGGGUUGUGACGCCCCGCAGCCUGCGAUUCAUGGUGGCGGACCCUAAGCCCGAGAUUAAGCUGUUGCACCGCUUCAAGGCCGGCGGACCGGACCAGGCCUUCUGGCAGGGCUUCGUCCAGAAGUGCCGCAUGGCCUGGGGUGUGUUCUUCCCACCCACACCGGGGCUCAAGCCGCGGCCGCGCGGCAUCGGGGCGUGGGCCAACAAGAUGGGCAUGCUGCUGAAGGGCAGUGUGCCCGCCGACAACACCAAGCUUGUGCGCGGCCGCUCCUACAAGGAGGUGGUGAUGAGCCGGCUGCAGAUGGUGCUCAUUGCGGACCGGUGCGGUGUGUCUCCGGAGCAGCUGCUGGGCAUGAAGGAGCAGACGCUGGUGGCGCUGGCGGAGUACAUGGAGACCACCGGGGCGGGCGCCAUUGACAACGACCUGCAGCAGCUGGAGGUGCAGGUGUCGGCGCUCAAGCCCAACGGCGAGCGGGUGACCAUGACCAUCGGCUUUGCGGACAUGUUGUCGGACGAGGAGCUGCGCGACCCGCUGUCCUACCACUACGAGGACGAGGACCCGGAUGACUACUUCCUGCCCGAAGAGGACAACGACCGCGUGGCGGACAUCGCCGAGGCACCCGCCGCGGGCCUGGCGGCGGUGCGUGUCAGCGCUGAGACCGUGGCGUCGGCGGCAGCCGGAGGCGUGGAGACUGAGUAAGGUGCUCCACUCAUGCACCGCUGCUCGGCUGGGGAGAUGUGGGCGUGGUGCGCAGUGUCCUGAUUGGAUGCGCUGUGUUGUCCGCUGUGCAUGGGCCAGAAGUUGAAGAGCCGUGCAGCGCCCCAAGUUUGUAUUACUUGACUGUAACUGCUUAUUGCGUUGUUUCAUUAUGGCGGCAACGAGUCACGACAUUCGACUUGCUAGCCACGAACACAAAGACACGAUCGACAGCUUUUGACGGGCGCGACUUUGCAUGGGGUGCACCCGUGCAUGCCAUCUGGCACAUCAUUGUGCGAAGGUUUUGUACGUUAGUCAGCUGGCAUGUAUAAACAGAUGGCAGGUAGGGCAAGUUCAGGCGUGAGAACAAGUAGGUACGCGGUGACAGCUUGUUUGUCAGCGGCAAGUAGGUCUGAGGAAAUACAAGUGGGCUGCAGGCGU
Messenger RNA from Chlamydomonas reinhardtii, 1787 nucleotides. RefSeq lists its product as uncharacterized. The record is from RefSeq and is a predicted model, not a curated record. Lineage: Eukaryota; Viridiplantae; Chlorophyta; Chlorophyceae; Chlamydomonadales; Chlamydomonadaceae. The coding region runs from base 246 to 1349 and encodes 367 amino acids. The transcript has 8 exons. Gene Ontology annotation, biological process: regulation of division septum assembly; cell division.